Pneumocystis jirovecii RU7 is the source of this 2808-nucleotide messenger RNA. RefSeq lists its product as uncharacterized. Bases 1 to 2808 code for a protein of 935 amino acids. The record is from RefSeq and is a predicted model, not a curated record. Gene Ontology annotation, cellular component: endoplasmic reticulum-plasma membrane contact site; cortical endoplasmic reticulum; endoplasmic reticulum membrane. The transcript is spliced from 5 exons. Gene Ontology annotation, molecular function: sterol transfer activity; sterol binding. Gene Ontology annotation, biological process: intracellular sterol transport. NCBI's taxonomy places the organism in Eukaryota, Fungi, Ascomycota, Pneumocystomycetes, Pneumocystales, Pneumocystaceae.
AUGAACACAAAUACUAGUAUUUCGGAAAUGCAUUCUAUACUCGAGAGGACUCUAUCUUUUAGAAAAAGAUUUAAAAAAGGAAAAAACUUAAAUAAAAUAAACAUAGAAUCAGAAUUGAACAAAGACAUUUUGAAUAAUGACUUUAUUGAAAAUAGUAAAGAGAAAAAUGUAAUUUCAAGUUUACUAACUUUCAAAAGCAAAUUAAAAGACUCUGAAAUAAAAAAUAAGCGAUUUAUUGAGACUUCUCAAAAUUUAAUUCAAUCUUUAGCUUUAGAAAGUCCUUCAGAAAAAUAUAAAAAUACGUUAGCGAAUAAUUUCUUUUCAAAAAAUGAAACUUUUUCUCAAAAAAGUGAGUCAUCUAUCAAUUCAUCUGUAUCAAAUUCAAAAAUUGCAGACUACAGUAACGAGAUUUCUGAUAUUGAAACAAUUUCUGAUAUAAAAACUUCUUCUACUCAAUCAAUAGAUCAUAUCUAUGAAAAUGACAAAAAUUCUGCCUGUAAUAUGGAUAUCAAAGAAUCUAAUUCAUUAUCAUCUAUUUCUGAGAAAUCAGGUACAGGUUUUUUUAGUAGUGUUCUAUCUGCAGCACAAAAUGCAGCUAGUUCACUUACUUCUUUAACUACACAUACAUCCUCAGAAGAUAAAACUACAUCUAAAAAACUAAAUGAUGUAAAUAAAAAACCAAGCAGUUCGAAGAAUUUAGCUAAAGAUAAUCAUAAAAAUAUAAAGAAGAUACUCGGUCCUUAUAAAUUUUUGGAAAAAGAAUUUAAAAAAGAAUCAUCUGCUAGUAUUGUUCCAUCUAUAGGUUAUGGCGAACUUUCUUUAAAUGAUGUAAAGAUCCCAGAGAAUAUAUCUAAACCAUAUACGUUUCUGGAUGAAAGGGAUUCUGUGAACGAAUUAUCUUGCAACAAAGAAUUGCAAAAAACUUCGGAUGAUAAACUUGUAAAUUAUAAUUUUGACCAAGAAAAAGGUUGUGCUUUAGUGUCGUCUAACAUUUUAACACAUGAGAAAUUUAAUAUUGCUAAAAAAUCUGAAUACCCAACUGUUUCUUGUAUUAAUCAACAAAAUAAGUAUAAUUGUAUUACUUUUAAAAAUAAUCAACAAAAUACCAUUCAUAUAUUAAUCCAGCAAAUCACAGGUAUUACUAUAGCGAAUAAUAAAAGAAAUAAAGAAUUCCAUACUUUAUUUAGAAGUAUCCCAGAAGACAAUUAUCUUAUUGAUGAUUAUGCAUCCGCACUACAAAAAGAUAUCCUUCUUCAUGGAAGAAUGUAUAUAUCAGAAACUUACAUAUGUUUUAAUUCAAACAUUUUCGGUUGGGUAACAAAUUUAGUCAUUUCUUUUUUAGAGAUUGUUUCUAUUGAUAAAAAAUGUACAGCUGUCGUUUUUCCUAAUGCAAUUCAAAUAACAACAUUGCAUGCAAAAUAUAUAUUUUCAUCUUUUAUUUCAAGAGACACGACAUAUGAUCUUCUUGUUAAUAUUUGGCGCUUGACUAAUCCUUCUACUCGUACUCAUGUAACUGAAACGAGUGCUACAGAUGAUCUAAAUAGUGAAAACUAUGAAAAAAAUUCUAUAACAAAUGAAGAACCAGAUAGCGAAAAUUUCGAGCCCAAAGAUACACAAAAUAAUAAGAAAAAUAAUAUUAAUAAAAAUGUAAUUGAAAAAACAAGCGAUACAUAUGAAAGUUUUUCAAAAAAAAAUUCAUUAAUAAACGUCAUUAAUCCAAAUAUCAAAUUAUUGGAAUCUAAACAUCAACCAACUGAAUGCAGUUGUCUGUUACGUAAUGAACAUUAUGAAAAGCAGAUAUGUGAUGAAAUAAUUAAGGGUCCUUUACCAAGAAUUACAAAUUUAUGCUUUGGCGAAGAACCAGGAUUUAUGAUUGAUUUUUUAGGAAAUGUACAAAAAGUCACUGAAAUAAAAUUAAGUGAUUGGGAAAAGAAUAGUUCAGGGAAAAAGGUGCGCCAUAUUAGUUAUUUAAAACCUUUAUAUGUCCCUGUUGGCCCAAAACAAACUUAUUGUAAAAUUGUAGAAACGGUAGAACAUGAAGAUAAUAACUAUAUGACUAUAUCUUCUGUAACUAAAACACCUGAUGUUCCAUCAGGAAACUCAUUUAUAAUUAAAACAAAAUAUUGUAUGAUGUGGGAUAAAAACAAUUAUACAAGGAUAAUUGCUACUUGUACUACAGAUUGGACUAAAAGUAGUUGGCUAAAAAGUCCAAUUGAGAAGAGUGUAAAUGAAGGUCAAAUAUCAUACAUUAAAGAUCUUAUUGAUGCUAUAACAAAUGCUUUAAAAAAACCUAUAAAUGAGAAAUAUCUUGAAGAAAAAACGACCAAAAAGCCAGAACUAAAUAAAAAUGAAAAUAAUAUAAACAAUAAAAGAGUUCAAAAAAUAUACAACAAAAAAAUUAAUUCAAAUAUAAAAUUAGAAUUAUUUAAAACUUUAAAUUCUAUAUUUAAUACCAGCUCAAAAUUUUCUACAUUCAUAAAAAUCAAUACUAUUACUAUAAUUCUUUUAUUAAUAAUUCUUUUCAAAAUAGUUCAACUAGAAAAAACGAUUCAAAAUAUAUCAUCUCUAACAAAUAUCGAUUACAAAACAUUAAAUCAUCACAGUUCACUAUGGAAACAAAAAGAAAAUUCUCAAAAAUGUUUAGAAUCUAAAAUAAUAUAUAAUAUUCAAAUUCCAAAGUUACAUUCAGAUCUGCUUUUUGAUAACGUAAGGGAAAAAACUUUUGAUAAAAAUAUUAAAAAUGAAAAACUUCAAAAAGAAAUAAGAAAAAUAAAGAAAAUCCUUAAACGAAUUGAGGAAAAUUUUUAA